Rhincodon typus (whale shark) is the source of this 626-nucleotide messenger RNA. Its product is annotated as palmitoyltransferase ZDHHC2-like. Gene Ontology annotation, molecular function: protein-cysteine S-palmitoyltransferase activity. NCBI's taxonomy places the organism in Eukaryota, Metazoa, Chordata, Chondrichthyes, Orectolobiformes, Rhincodontidae. Gene Ontology annotation, biological process: peptidyl-L-cysteine S-palmitoylation; protein targeting to membrane. Gene Ontology annotation, cellular component: endoplasmic reticulum; Golgi apparatus. The annotation marks the transcript as partial. The transcript is spliced from 6 exons. The record is from RefSeq and is a predicted model, not a curated record.
GGUGAACAAUUGUGUUGGAUUCUCCAAUUACAAGUUUUUUUUCCUUUUCUUGGCUUACUCUUUGCUUUACUGCAUAUUUAUUGCUGCCACUGAUCUGCAGUACUUUAUCAAGUUUUGGAUGGAUGAAAUUCCAAUUAAGCGGCUGAAGGAAUAUUGGAAUGGCCUGCCAGAUACCCAAGCUAAGUUCCACAUCAUGUUCCUGUUCUUUGCAGCUGCAAUGUUUUCCAUCAGCCUGUCCUCCCUGUUUGGAUAUCAUUGCUGGUUAGUCAGUAAAAACAGGUCUACCCUUGAGGCCUUCAGAGCACCUGUGUUUCGACAUGGUCCUGACAAGAGUGGAUUUAGCUUAGGAUGCAGCAAAAAUAUGAAGCAAGUAUUUGGAGAUGAGAAGAAAUACUGGUUGCUACCCAUCUUUACAAGUCUAGGUGAUGGUUGUUCCUUUCCAACGUGCUUAGUGAAUCAGGAUCCAGAGCAGCCAUCCACUCCAUCUGCUCAGAACAUAUCUGCCAAAAAUAUUACUGAAGCACAUCCAUUUCCUGCAAAACCUUUACGAGAAUCCCAGAACCAUUUACUGGGUAGUGGACAAACAUGGUCUGAGGGAGCUUCUGACGAUGAGAAAGGCAAGCUUG